CCGAGAGGUUCCCUUGGAACUGCCUGGUGGUCCCCGAAUGGAGAACGCCGUUGGAAUCGAUAGAAAACAGCUCAUAUAGGAGUGACUUGUUGGCUGUUAAUCAACUGUGGCUGCUCGCAGAGUCGCUUUUGGAGCUGUCUUGCAGGAUGGACAAUGGCAAUGGGAAGGAAGCUGCUGCGGUCACGUUGGACUCACGCGACUGCAGUUGUCUGCUUCACCUCUCCCCUCCUUUCCUUUCCUUUCCCUUUCUAUCUCCUAUACUCUAGCUAUCUCUUUCAAAGCUCACAGCUAGAGAAGUCAACAGUAGCCGGUGACAAUGGGAAUCACCCAAAGCAUGUUGCAUCGCUGCGUUCUAGCAGCUGUUGGUGGAAAUUCGAGUCUGACUGCCUUUCCAGGCGAUCCCUUCUAUCAUAUUUCCGCUGUGAGACCCUAUAACCUGAAUUUCCCGGUUACCCCUGCAGCGAUUGCGUCUCCUGUGACAAGAGACCAAGUUGCUGCUGUUAUCAAAUGCGCAGUGGAUGGUGGACACAAGGUCCAGGCAAGGAGUGGAGGCCAUAGCUAUGGGAACUACGGUCUCGGGGGUACAAACAAUGCCGUUGUUGUCGAUCUUCAACAUUUCCGGCAGUUCUCGCUGGAUAACUCGACCUAUGUCGCAACGAUUGGCCCUGGAUUGACGCUUGACGAUAUCUCAAAGCUUCUGCAUAACGAUGGACGAGCCAUAACACAUGGAACCUGUCCGCAAGUAGGCGUGGGUGGCCAUCUUACCAUUGGUGGGCUUGGCCCAACUUCACGCCAAUGGGGUCUGUCACUAGACCAUGUCGAGGAGGUUGAGGUCGUGCUGGCAAAUUCAAGCAUUGUCAGGGCUUCAGACACCGAAAACUCGGACCUUUUCUUUGCUGUCAAAGGCGCAGCCUCGAGUUUCGGGGUCGUCACGGAGUUCAAAGUCCGUACACAUCCGGAGCCAGAACAGGCUGUUCAGUAUUCCUUCACGUUCGAUUUCAGCAGUACCUCUGAGAGAGCACAGCUCUUCAAGGACUGGCAGACUUUUAUCUCUGACACCGAGCUCACCCGGAACUUCACGUCAUCGCUCGUCGCAUUUGAAGGGGGAGCAGUAAUCACAGGCAUAUUCUUUGGCAGCAAGGCAGAAUUCGACAAAUUUCGGAUACAACACUGCUUCCCCGGCCAGAAUCCCAGUUAUGAGAGUGUUGUCGUUCUUGACGAUUGGCUUGGUAUGCUUACCAGCGACGCUGAGGAUCUCAUCUUGAAAGCAAGUGGCGGCAUUCCGAAUUGGUUUUACGCCAAAUCACUGUCUUUCACGCCGCAAUCCCUGAUCCCCUCUUCUGUUGUUGAUGACCUGUUUCGUCAUUUUGCCUCAGCUGAUAAAGGGGGCGCAAUAUGGUUUGUGAUUUUUGAUCUCGAGGGAGGAGCGGUUAACGACCAUGCUGUGAACUCGACUGCCUACCCUCAUCGGAAUACCUUGUUCUGGAUGCAGUCCUAUGCAAUUAGCCCUCUACAUGGGACUUCAAAUCAGACAUUUGAUUUCCUCAAUGGAAUCUCCAACAUCAUUAGAUCUUCGUUGCCGGCAAAUGAUCUAGGUGCCUAUCCCGGAUACGUGGAUCCAUUUUUGGAUCAUGCUCAGACUGCAUACUGGGGGCCUAAUCUUCAGCGGCUUCAAGAAAUAAAGGCCAGUUUUGAUCCAAAAGAUUUGUUUCAUAACCCUCAAAGCGUGAAAGCUGGAAAUUGACCAAAGGAGCGGGGAGAGGCGUCGGGCGUUAACGACAUCAUUGCACGUGCAAUAUUUCUCUUUCCUUAAUGGAUAUGCAUAGAUCUUCCAUAUGCAUUUAGUUGAU
This is a messenger RNA of Monascus purpureus, 1850 nucleotides long. NCBI's taxonomy places the organism in Eukaryota, Fungi, Ascomycota, Eurotiomycetes, Eurotiales, Aspergillaceae. The record is from the annotation of a GenBank genome assembly.